ACUAACAGCAUGAGAGGCCAGGACUGAUGUCAUUUAGAGAGAUAUUGAACAAAGCGCAACUUUAAAAAGAAAAAUUAAAUCAACAAGCAUAGCGGAGACAAGCUGGUGAAGAGGUGAGAGAUUAUCUAUCUAUAAUAUCGAUCCGGAACCACAGUAAACUGACCACAGGAUUACAAUCACCAUGGUUACGCUGGACUUCAGGACACUGACGGUGCCCGUGGGCAUUGUGCGUCUACUGGAGGUGAUUUUCACCUGUAUCUCCUUCAGCCUGGUGGCAUCAGUGGGCCACAGUACUAAUUCCUUCUGGACGUGGUGCAUGUUCACAUGGUGCUUCUGCUUCUGCGUCACCUUCCUCAUAGUCUUUCUGGAAUUCACCAGUCUCAACACUAAGUUGCCAAUUUCCUGGGAUGACUUCACUACCGCUUUUGCCAUGUUGGGUACUCUUAUGGUGCUGGCAGCAUCCAUCAUCUAUCCUGUCUUCUUCACUUGUUCUAACUGCGGCAAACAGAUUGGUGCCACUGUUACUUCCUGUCUGGCCUUCAUCCUGUAUGCACUUGAGGUUGGGCUGACCCGGGCUAAACCUGGUGAGAUUAGUGGAUUUCUGUCCACAGUCCCAGGCCUCCUCAAGGUUCUGGAGGCCUUUGUGGCCUGCAUCAUCUUCACCUGCUUGGACUCCAGUUUUUACUCUAAGAAUCCAGGGCUCCAGUGGUGUGUUGCUGUCUACUCCAUUUGCUUCAUCUUUGCCCUCAUUGUCAUCAUUUUUACCAUCUGCCGCCUUCUGUCUCUCUUCCCUGCACCAUUUGACAAAAUCCUGACAGGCUGCAAUGUGUUGGCAGUGUUGAUGUACAUCACCGCUGUGGUCGUCUGGCCAUUGUACAGCUUCCAGAACAACCCCAGGCCAAAGGUGUGCUCGCAAGUGGUUACAUGUUCAUGGAAUAAUUAUGUGGUUAUCUCUUUCAUGACCGCUUUCAACCUUGCUGCUUAUAUUGUGGAUACUGUUUAUUCUUUUAAGCUGGUCUUCUUUAUCAGCAGAACAUAGGUUGCAAAUGUACCUCAUAUUUCUGCUGUUGGCAAGUUUUUAAGUACACUUGAACUCAAAGAUUGAACAUGAGUCAAAAUAUAAUGUAAUGUAAAGCAUCCCUUGUACAACUUUUGUUAAACAUAUUUUAUUUUACUGAUGUUUUUGUGAUUCAUUGUGUUUAGAUCUGAGUGAGAGUAACUUUUACGUGUCAUCAUAAUGAUGCAUUCUCUGAGAACAUGAAACAACAGCGGCAGUAUCUAAUUUUGAACUGUAAGGAGAUGUAAACCCAAUUUUCUCUUUCCCUUUUUUCUUUCUCCAUGAUUUUCAUCCGCUCCUUAUUUACUGUGUUUGUUUGUUGACUUCAGUAUGUGAAAUAUGAAUAAAGGGUUAUAAAAGUG
Micropterus dolomieu (smallmouth bass) is the source of this 1419-nucleotide messenger RNA. RefSeq names its product myeloid-associated differentiation marker homolog. The coding region runs from base 182 to 1039 and encodes 285 amino acids. Gene Ontology annotation, cellular component: membrane. The record is from RefSeq and is a predicted model, not a curated record. The transcript has 2 exons. NCBI's taxonomy places the organism in Eukaryota, Metazoa, Chordata, Actinopteri, Centrarchiformes, Centrarchidae.